AUGAUUGAGUUGAGACGCUCGGUUACAUAUCUAUCCACUCCGUUUCAAACCCUAUACAUCUCAUCUUCCACCAAGCUCAAAGUAUUUGAACUUCAAAUUUCCUCUACCUCUUUCAAUACCGGUACACUUCCUUCCAGCGAAUCCGCUAUUGCUCUAAUAGUAGACUUCACCCUCUCCAUUCAUGAAACUCAAUCAACUUCAACUUCUCCACCGUCAGAACUGAAGCUGUUAAAAAUUCAUAGAUUGUUACCGGGGUUUCAAAUUGCCAGAAAUGAAAAAAGGAGUGCCAGAAUUAAACAAGCAUGUCUCAACGAAUCUGAAGAAAAGCUAUUUGACUAUCACUUUAACAUCACCUAUAUAAAGAGUAAUGUAAGGCAAGCAAAUGUAGUUGAUGCAUAUACUGCUUUGUCACGAACUGUUUGCAUUGCGACUAGAUAUAAUGAUGUUCGAAGACGGUUUGAAUCUCAAAAUUGUGGUCUUGAAACACAGACACUGACGAAGCUGCGGGUUUCACAAGAUUCUUUCACUGAUGAUGAGAAGAAGAAUUUUAAAGAGCUGUUGAAAAGAGAUGUUUUCACUCCUCCACGAAAAACUGCUAGAUGA
Vicia faba (fava bean) is the source of this 603-nucleotide messenger RNA. The record is from the annotation of a GenBank genome assembly. NCBI's taxonomy places the organism in Eukaryota, Viridiplantae, Streptophyta, Magnoliopsida, Fabales, Fabaceae.